Messenger RNA from Quercus robur (English oak), 1697 nucleotides. RefSeq lists its product as uncharacterized. The record is from RefSeq and is a predicted model, not a curated record. Lineage: Eukaryota; Viridiplantae; Streptophyta; Magnoliopsida; Fagales; Fagaceae. Gene Ontology annotation, molecular function: protein binding. The transcript is spliced from 8 exons. Gene Ontology annotation, cellular component: membrane; cytoplasm. The coding region runs from base 159 to 1394 and encodes 411 amino acids.
GUGUGCGUUUAUUAGAAGAAUAAAAAUAUCUGUGUCUAAGCCUACUUACGAGACUCUCUUUCUCUCUUUCUCUUUCUCUCUCUUUCUAAUCGCAAAAGCUCCCAACGCAGAGAGUCUCUCAGACUCACAUCUUCUCCGAUCCCUCAUCGUCUUGGUUUAUGAGCUCGAAGGAGAGACCCACUCUUGGUGGUACGCGGAUUAAGACCCGCAAACGGAACAUUGCAGCGCCGCUGGACCCUGCAGCGUUUUCGGAUGCAGUGGUCCAGAUUUAUUUGGAUAAUGCUGGUGAUCUGGAACUUAUCGCUAAGAGUCUUGAAUCUGCAGAUCUUAAUUUCUCAAGAUACGGUGACACCUUUUUUGAGGUUGUUUUCACAGGGGGGCGUACACAACCUGGAACAACCAAACCUGAUGAGGGGGAGCGCCACCCUUACUCUAUAAUAGACUGUGAGCCUACACGAGAACUCAUUUUACCAUCUGUAAUCUACAUACAGAAAAUUUUACGGCGGAAGCCAUUUCUCAUAAAAAAUCUUGAGAAUGUCAUGCGAAGAUUCCUGCAGUCCUUGGAGCUUUUUGAGGAAAAUGAGAGGAAGAAGCUGGCAAUUUUCACGGCACUUGCUUUCUCCCAGAAGUUAUCAGGUCUUCCACCGGAGACCGUGUUCCAGCCACUGCUCAAGGAUAAUCUUGUGGCCAAAGGGCUAGUUCUUUCUUUUAUAACUGACUUCUUUAAGGAGUAUCUGAUUGAUAAUAGCCUUGAUGAUUUGAUUUCUAUACUGAAGCGGGGUAAAGUGGAGGAAAAUCUUCUGGACUUCUUCCCAUCUGCAAAACGGUCCCCUGAGGGUUUCUCAGAGCAUUUCACGAAGGAAGGGUUGGUACCUUUGGUUGAGUACAAUGAGAAGAAAAUAUUUGAAGUGAAACUUAAGGACAUGAAAUCUGCUUUAACAACCCAGAUAACGGAGGAGGUUGACAUAUCCGAAGUCAUAGAAACUGUGAAGCAGCGUGUUAAAGAUGCUAAGUUGCCAGACAUCGAGGUUGUGAGGAUUUUGUGGGAUGUCAUAAUGGAUGCUGUUCAGUGGUCUGGAAAGAACCAGCAGCAAAAUGCUAAUGCAGCUCUACGCCAGGUGAAAACAUGGGCGACACUGUUGAAUACUUUCUGCACCAAUGGGAAACUUGAGCUGGAACUCAUGUACAAAGUUCAGAUGCAAUGCUAUGAGGAUGCUAAGCUCAUGAAGCUGUUCCCUGAGAUUGUGAGGUCUCUCUAUGAACAGGAUGUACUGGCAGAAGACACCAUUCUUCACUGGUUCCGCAAAGGAACAAACCCCAAGGGCAGGCAAACCUUUGUGAAGGCCCUGGAGUCCUUUGUGAAUUGGCUGGAGGAGGCUGAAGAAGAGGAAUAAGGUGCAGUGGCUGCAGCUGAUGGCGUUGUAAUCCACAUCCUCCUGCAAGCUAAAUUUUCAAUCUAAUAUCUGUCAAUUGUCUGAGAUUAUCAAAACUCAUAAACUCCAAAAACCUGUUUUUUUUCACUUUGGUGUGCCUAUUGAUGAUGAUACCAUAGAACCAUAUGGAAUGGUUUAUUAUUUGUAAUAAUCAAUUCCACUAUGUACUCUUAGCGAGAUGUUCUGUUUUUUCCUGCUUGCUUUCUGGCUUUCAAUGUAAAGCUUUGGUUCAAAUAAAAUGGGAAGUCAAUUUCUCGGUCAAAA